AAGUGCGGACUUGGCCUGAGGGUUUCGGGAUCGCAAAGUGGGUUUGCGUUUCGGAGCUCAAGCCUUGGACAAUGGUGUGCAUUCCUUGUGUCCUCAUUCCAGUUCUGCUCUGGAUCUUCAAAAAAUUCCUGGAACCAUACUUAUACCCUCUGGUCUCCCCUUUUGUUGGCCGUAUAUGGCCUAGAAAAGCUGUACAAGAAGUCAACAAUAAAAAUAAAGGCAUAGUAGUAGGCUGCAAGACUGCAGACACAAAUGGAUUAUCAACAAAAGGACCAACAGAAAUCUCUGAUAAAAAGAAAGACAAAUGUGAUUUUCUUCAAAGGAUCUCAGUUGUUUGAAAAAUGGACCCGAUGAUAUGAAGCACCUUCUUUGUAGUUGUAUCUGACCUUUUUCUCUAAGGCCAGAAUUCUGGAUAGACAAU
Messenger RNA from Dipodomys spectabilis (banner-tailed kangaroo rat), 421 nucleotides. Its product is annotated as UPF0729 protein C18orf32 homolog. NCBI's taxonomy places the organism in Eukaryota, Metazoa, Chordata, Mammalia, Rodentia, Heteromyidae. Gene Ontology annotation, biological process: positive regulation of canonical NF-kappaB signal transduction. The record is from RefSeq and is a predicted model, not a curated record. The coding region runs from base 72 to 338 and encodes 88 amino acids. The transcript has a single exon.